AUGCGAUUAAUUAUAUCAAAAAAAUAUAUAAAAUAACAAUUAAUUAGAAAAAAUUAAAAUAUUUCAUUUUAUAUUAUCAAUAUCUAUCUCAAUUUAAUCAAAAAAGUAUUUUUCUUUUGCUUCUAAGCUCAAUUAUUCCCAAUCUUUUUAAUUAACAACAAUAACUUCCCACAGAAGUAAAUCUUGCAUAAUUUAAAUUUUAUUUUAUAUUUAUAAAAGCAUAUUUCCAUUAUCUUUUUACGGCUCCCUAUUAGAAUAAUGAUGAUCAUUAAUAAUAAGAACUCCUAUUUUCAUCAAUUCUUCAUUAUAUUGAAUAAAAAGGGCACAAUCAAUCACAUUCAAGAAAUCAUCAAUAAAGUUUUCUUUAAUAUAAAAAUCUAUUUUACCUUCUAAAUAAUCCAUUCUUUUUUUCAAAAAAUCUUAUAUUUCUACUUUUAAUCCACUAAAUUAAAUCAAAUCUCUUUUUGUAAAUUCUUCUUUUAAUGAUUCAUUUACAGUAUUCACUUUUUCGAGUAAUUCUUUAAAUAG
Molecule: messenger RNA, 528 nt
Organism: Ichthyophthirius multifiliis
Lineage: Eukaryota; Ciliophora; Oligohymenophorea; Hymenostomatida
Exons: 1
Source: RefSeq, a predicted model, not a curated record